Messenger RNA from Cynoglossus semilaevis (tongue sole), 3700 nucleotides. RefSeq names its product ras-related protein Rap-2a-like. The record is from RefSeq and is a predicted model, not a curated record. Lineage: Eukaryota; Metazoa; Chordata; Actinopteri; Pleuronectiformes; Cynoglossidae. Gene Ontology annotation, biological process: Rap protein signal transduction. Gene Ontology annotation, cellular component: membrane. Gene Ontology annotation, molecular function: GTP binding; GTPase activity. The transcript has 2 exons. Bases 901 to 1452 code for a protein of 183 amino acids.
UUUUCACAUCUUGUUAAUCAGUUUGUCCAGAUAUACAUACCUUUUAAAAAUUAGCAGGUUCUUUGACAACAAUAACAUUUUUCCUAUGUUUUGGUAAAUAUUGCUAAAACCCUGUUACAACAGCUAAACCUUUGGUUUAGUGACAAUCACCUGAUUUUGGCAGUAAUUUUACACAGUGCAGCGUUUAUUCCAUAUAACUGAUGAGUAUAUUCUCACCAAUGUUAUACAGCUUAACUGUUUUAUUUAAUCUGCCCUUCCCUCAGUCGCCUAAUUUUUGUAAUAGAUUUUAAUUCAAAUGUACAGUAAAUACAGUAGAGUUUUUGUAUUUAUAUCACUGUUUGUAUUGUUUCACAUGCUUUUUUUUUCUUUACCAAACCCCUUAAAACCCACUGUAAUUAUGGCUAAUUGUAUGUCUUUGUUGUGGUGGCACUAAUCGCCCUCCAUACCACGUUCCAGGAAACGGUGGAUGCAGCAAUUCCAGAGGCGUGGAUUCCCAGCAGCACUAGCAGCAGCAGCAGCAGCAGCAUCAGAUCUGUUGUCCUCAAACUAACUCUGCAGACUGACUGGUGUCUCCUGCAGCCCAGCAGAGGUGAGAACAUGAAGCAGCUGCAGCAUCGCCUCCAUAUGAACAAAGAUGCUCCGUUCACUCACACAGCCUCAGCCUGAACACACAGCCUUACUGCAUGUUGGAUGCCUGUGGAGUGGUGUCUCUCUGAGGUAGCGUGGGAACGUCUCGGUGGAGGCUGUGCGUCCUCGGCCGUAGAUGCUCCAUCACCACUGAUCAUCCCAGACUUUUUCUUUGUUCUGCAUCAGGAUCGGUGUCUGCUUUGCUGCGUCUGGAGUCUGAGGAUCCGAGACGGGAAGUCUGCGGGAAUCAUGCGUCUGUGGUAACCGAGAGCCAUGCGGGAAUACAAGGUGGUGGUUCUGGGCAGCGGCGGCGUGGGCAAGUCCGCCCUCACCGUUCAGUUCGUCACCGGUACUUUCAUAGAGAAGUAUGACCCCACCAUCGAGGAUUUUUACCGCAAGGAGAUCGAAGUGGACUCGUCCCCGUCCGUGCUGGAGAUCCUGGACACCGCCGGCACCGAGCAGUUCGCCUCCAUGCGGGACCUCUACAUCAGGAACGGCCAGGGCUUCAUCCUGGUCUACAGCCUGGUCAACCAGCAAAGUUUUCAGGACAUCAAGCCCAUGAGGGACCAGAUUAUCAGGGUGAAAAGGUAUCAGCAGGUUCCUGUAGUACUGGUGGGUAACAAGGUGGAUCUGGAGGAGGAGAGGGAGGUGUCACCCAGCGAGGGCCAGGCAUUGGCCGAGGACUGGGGCUGCCCUUUCAUGGAGACGUCAGCCAAAAGCAAGACCAUGGUGGACGAGCUGUUCGCCGAGAUCGUCAGGCAGAUGGACUUCUGCCCUCUGCCUGACCGGAGAGAGGCCUGCUGCCCAGCCUGCAGUGUACAGUAGCAGUCCCUCCAUCUGAUGGAGGAGGUGAUGGAUGACAGGAGGGGAGAGAGCAGAGGAGUAACUCAUGCAAAUGAUUUAACGUUAGACUGAUUGAAGAUGGAGGCUGCAGAGUUUCAAGCCAGUCCAGGCCUUACAUUAACAGAGAAAGUCCAUUGUUUGCAGUAUGAAGUACUGACAUGUAGUGAGUGAUGAACUGUUUGUGUCAAGUCUGAGAAAUUGAUGCUUAUUAUCACUAAAAGCAUUAUUGUCAUUUGGCCACAUGCCUAAUAAAAUCCUCCACUGCUUUCUGCACCAAAGUCCAUAGAAAUAUAUGUCAUUUUAUCUCAUAGUUCACAGAACUGUUGAUCCACUGCUUCAACCUACAGUCAUUUCAGAUUUCUUUUUAUUGAAUUAAAAAUCAAUUCUUUGAUUUGAGCAAAGUGACACAAACCGACCACGUCACAUAAAAGUAAAAUCAGCUACUGUUUCUCUACAGGCUAAAAUUGCAUGUUUUCUCUAUGGACUUUUGUGAAGGAGUUUCUGCCAUUUUGAGCCUUUUGUUAAGUGGCUAAAAUAUGUUUUUGUUUUUUGUUGCAAGUAUGUUUUAAGUGACUGCAAGCCUGUGUACCUCAGGCGGAUUCUCGGACGAGGCAUACGUGGCACAAUCGGUGACUAUAAUGUAUUAGAACUACAAAGAAAUCACAUCUUGUCUUUUUCAGCUAAUGAGAAUAAAAAGUUUGGGUAAAUUAAAGAAGAAUGUGAAGCAGAGAGUAUUGGUCCAACAUCCAUCAUCAUCCUGCUGGAGUUUCCCCAAAGGCAGCACGGUGCCAAAACCAUCUUAAAAGCCAUGGAUGAAGCCGAUCAUAUCCUAAAAUGCUUUUGGGAAACCAGCCAUAGAUCUCAGCAGUGGUGACAAAGUGUGCAGCACUUUUCUCCAUCCUGAGUGUUUAGGGUUUUUUUUUUUUUUUGCACUUUUAGGACUCACUAAAAACUGAACAAUCACGUAUUAUCUGAAGGAUUCAACAUGGACGUCGGCAUCACUAGCAAAGGAUGAAUGACUGAUCACGUGAACAAAUGUCCAAACUAUUAGGAUAAAAGCACCUUUUUUUGGGCGAAAAAAAAAAUCAUGAAAAUAUUUCACCUGUUGACUUACUGUGGAUGACGUGCGCAUGAAGUCAACCAGUGUCACCCAAAGAGACUGUAUUGGUACAAACCCUAUUUUCAAAAACGUUGGUACACUUUCUUGAAAUUGCAGUAAAAUCUAAAGUCGGUAAUUAGGUCGUUUGACUUUGACGUUAAUUCAGCUGUAAUGUCCACAAACUGAUGGAGAAAUGGAGCAAGGAUUUGGUUUGAAAAGAUCCAAGGCAAUGUAUUUACAAUCCUUGGUACUUUGGACUCGCAAGUAAUACACAGGUUCAUAUAUUAUUGUGGUUUGUUUAUUUAGCAGUGGUGAGGUGACUUUGUUUGCUGUGCUACUGCCAUUUUAGAGAUAACAUCGUAUGUUAUUGUCUAUUUAAAGACAUUUACAUUUAUGAAUAAAAAUUGGGGGAAAAUAUUUGAAAAAUUAACAAAUUCAUCAAUUAGAAGGACAUUUUAAUUUGACAUGUAAUUUUAAUGGACACAUUUUAUUUGUCCAACAUAAACUAAUCAAAUGUAAUACUGUUAAAACUCACACUCCAGAAAAGAGGAACAGUAGCAACUGGAACAUAUUCUCUACUCUUUAACCUGCCAAUUCUUGCACCUUAAAAGCUGUGAGCUGUUCAACAGUCAGUGGUGCUCAUCGUCUGGUUCUCCUCUUCUUAAUGGGCCAAACAUUUUCCACAGGGACCUAUCUGGACUGCAGGCAGGCCAGUCGGUCACGCAGGAUAUGUGAAUUUUUGUCAUUUUUUAAAUAAUGUUUCCUGUUGUUGUUUUGUUCAGCGUUUAGAGUUAACUUUCUAAAUUGUUUGGAUGUUUAACAAAAAGAACUUAGUGAUCAGUGAAAACAUCCUUAUUUUUCUUCCUGCGGAGCACAUGGUAACAUCAGACGCUAAACCACACAUUUGAGUUUUUAUCGCAUUUCAGGAAACGUACCAACUUUUCUGGAAGAGUUGUUUGUGUAUCAAUUGACAAGUAAUUUGGUGACAAACGACUGUCUUUUACAAAUGCCUUGUUACCUUCUGAGGUGUCGGUGUGUAGCUCAUUAAUCUUAAUUCACAGCUGAAAUGUAACAACUCCACAUGAAAAACACUUAUUUUCAACAAAAAAAAAAUUAAACCUUUAUGCACAA